Ogataea haglerorum is the source of this 765-nucleotide messenger RNA. RefSeq lists its product as uncharacterized. The record is from RefSeq and is a predicted model, not a curated record. The coding region runs from base 1 to 765 and encodes 254 amino acids. The transcript has a single exon. Lineage: Eukaryota; Fungi; Ascomycota; Pichiomycetes; Pichiales; Pichiaceae.
AUGUCCUCCACAACAGCCAACGUCCUGGCUACUAUAGGCACCAUUUUUUGGUGUGUGCAAAUGAUACCCCAAAUUAUUCAUAAUUAUAGACGCAAAGACACCGAGGGACUCAACCAGUGGAUGGUUUUGCUUUGGUGUCUAUGUGCUCCAUUUUUCGCAAUCUACUUUGUUUCAGAAAACAGCUCGAUUCCCAUCCAGCUACAGCCUCAUCUCUUUGGCUUCUUCUGCCUCAUUGUUUACUUGCAAGUGCUCUACUACCCUCCAGUGAGCAAGCCAAAGAGGGAUAUAAUUUUGCGCGGGGGUCUGUUUGUGUUUUUGUGGCUCGCACUGGAGGUUGCUUUCAUCAUCCCCCUACGCAAGGAAUACUCUAAAGGAGUGAAGUGGCCGCUGCUAAUUUUUGGAAUCAUCGGCUCCGUGCUUCUAGCAGUCGGAUUGCUGCCACCAUACUACGAGCUUUCGAAGCGUCAAGGACGAGUUAUCGGGAUAAACUUCAUUUUUCUGGCUACGGACCUUAGCGGAGCAGUGUUCUCGCUCGCCUCGUUGGCUAUUGGGGACAUCGAUACAAUGGGAUGUAUAUUAUACUCGAUUUGCGCGUGCUUAGAAGUUGGAAUUUUUAUGAGUCACGCGAUAUGGUGGCUAAGAUUUGGUCGCAGAAGAAAACCAGCAGACGGCGACCUUACUCAAGUGUGCACAGAGGAAGAUAAGAACACAGAUACACAGGACAAGGAUCUGGACGCGAUGAAAUCCCCGGAAACGUUGGUAUAG